This is a messenger RNA of Helobdella robusta, 1648 nucleotides long. RefSeq lists its product as hypothetical. Gene Ontology annotation, molecular function: cyclin-dependent protein serine/threonine kinase activity; RNA polymerase II CTD heptapeptide repeat kinase activity; cyclin binding. The coding region runs from base 16 to 831 and encodes 271 amino acids. Gene Ontology annotation, cellular component: nucleus; cyclin/CDK positive transcription elongation factor complex. Gene Ontology annotation, biological process: transcription elongation by RNA polymerase II; positive regulation of transcription elongation by RNA polymerase II; protein phosphorylation. The record is from RefSeq and is a predicted model, not a curated record. Lineage: Eukaryota; Metazoa; Annelida; Clitellata; Rhynchobdellida; Glossiphoniidae. The transcript has 7 exons.
UACAACGAGAUACGAAUGUUAAGAGAACUAAACAGACUGCCUCACAAAAACAUUUCAAGAAUGUUGCACCAUUUCGUAGUGGGAUUUGAUGAUGGCACUCUGAAUCUUGCCAUUGUACUCAACUACAUGCAGACCGACCUGAAGAAGUUCAUUAAAAACUACCCCCGCACCACUUUGCAAAGGGAAAUUAUCAAGAGCAUAAUGUAUCAGCUGAUGGACGGGUUGAGUUACAUGCACAGUCUGAAGAUAGUGCACAGAGACAUCAAGCCAAGCAACAUCCUCGUCUCCGAGACGGGCAUGGUCCAGUUGUCUGACUUCGGCUUGGCGAAGGUCAUUCUCGAUUUGCAAGUGGUCAACAACGUGAAAGGUUCCAUGUUGUACAGUGCACCAGAGGUCUUCGCUGAUAGGGGCAGUAACCGCGCCUCUGAUGUUUGGAGCUGUGGAUGCAUAUUCGCUGAACUCUACCUAAAAAGACCGUUCUUCAAACGGAGUGAAGUUGAUUUUCCGGUCAAUUGUUUCCCGAUAAUGUAUGAAAAAUCAACAGUCGAGGGCGUAACUCUAAUCAACGUGAAAACUAUAGACCAUCUGGAGACUAUUCCUUUGGACUAUUUCAAAGAAAACAUUCGGCAGAGCAACAAGGAAGCCAGGUACCUUCUGCAGCUAAUGUUGCACUGUCAAAAAGCCUCCAGAAUUGAAGCUAAAAAAGCGCUAUCCCAGCAGUUCUUUAAAAAAGUUCAAGUCCCCUUCAAGAUUGAUUGGAUGAAUGCGCGCCAUUCACUAUGUGAAGUAAGACCUCACAACCUCAUGAUUUCUGUGAUAAAGGAUGGAUGAUGACAAUAGCAACAACGACAAUGACAGGAACAAAAACAAACACAUCAUAAACAACAACAACAAGACAUAUUAAACAAUUAAUUAAUUUAUCAGUUUCUAAAAUUGUCAUUUGAUUUCCCAUGUUUAACCCUUUCACUUUCAUUAUUUAUUAUUUUUUUCAUUUUGUAACAGAUUCUGCCUCUGUCAGAUUUUGUUUUUUUUUAUUUCAUUUUACAAAUUGAAAAUAGAGCUUAUGAAACACGUUAACAAGUGUAAAACAAUGAUGGUCUCUAGUAAAAUGGAUUGCUUCAUUUCAUUUGAUAUGAACGUCUUCACAUACACGUGUUGCUUUUAUUUGCUUCCUUUAACAUUUAGUUACAUUUUCUUUAUUUUAAGCAUGUGAUUUAAAUUUUCAUGAUCUUACCGAAUUUUAACUUUUUUCAGAUGCAUUUUUUUAAUUGUCUAAUGUAGCCAUUUGACGUAAUUUAACUUUAUAUCUUUAAUUUAAUUCGUAACUUUUGUAGUGUUUCUGCUUUUUAUUGAAACUGCAUAUUCUAGUAUUUAUGAAAAUCUUGUUUUUUUUUUUAAAGUAACACAUUUAUAAAUUUCAAUUGUGAAGCGUACAUUUUGCUGAAAUCCCGAUUUUAAAUUUUCACUGCCUGAUAUGACGACGUGCUAAACAUUUAAAUGAACAUUCCAUGCGUUAUAGUACCUUUGCCCCGUCGAUGCCUUAGAUUCAAAUUUAUAAAAUCAUUAAAUCGCAUUUUGAUUUAAGUCGUUGUCAUCGAUAUGAAUAUUUUAAAUAAAUUAUUAUUAAAUUAAAAACUUCUCUUCGUCA